Lynx canadensis (Canada lynx) is the source of this 3288-nucleotide messenger RNA. It is a transcript of the gene EPS8L1, whose product is annotated as EPS8 like 1. The record is from RefSeq and is a predicted model, not a curated record. NCBI's taxonomy places the organism in Eukaryota, Metazoa, Chordata, Mammalia, Carnivora, Felidae. Gene Ontology annotation, cellular component: vesicle; ruffle membrane; plasma membrane. Bases 939 to 3059 code for a protein of 706 amino acids. The transcript is spliced from 22 exons. Gene Ontology annotation, molecular function: actin binding. Gene Ontology annotation, biological process: positive regulation of ruffle assembly; regulation of Rho protein signal transduction; Rho protein signal transduction.
UAGUCUCUGAAAGCGAGAAGCCACGUGGUCAGUUCUGUCCAUCUGCACCCUUUGCUGCAGGUGCCGACACGAGCUUGUGUUCCCCAAACCGAAAGACGGAAAGGACAUCUGGUGACUGCAUGGGGGCCACUGUGAUGUCACAGGUAAAGAAAGGGCUCAGCAGGGCCAGGUGUGGGGGAGCCUCUACGACAAUCAGUACUUCCUGAAGACCCGCUGUGUUCGUUUCCUGUGGCCGCUGGAACCAGUCACCACAAGCUCGGGGGGGUUUAAACUCUGCUGGCGUGAUCUAGGGGUCUGCAGGCAGGCGUCCGAAACGGGUCUCACUGGGAUAAGGGCAGGGUGUUGGCAGAGCUGUGUUCCUUCCAGAGGCUCUAGGGGAGAGGCCGGUCCAUGCCUCUUCCAGCUUCUAGAGGUGCCCUCCGGCUCCUGGCCCCUCCUGUCCCCAGAGUCAGCCGUACAGCGUCUUCACGUCCCUGACUCGGAAGGACCAUUGUGAUUGCGGUGGACCCACCUGGACAACCCCCCCAUCUCAAGGUCCUUGACUCAAUGGCAUCUGCAGAGUCCCCUUUGACAGAAACAAGCAGCGGGCCAUGGUUUCCCAGCUCAUUAGAGUCUGGAAGGAUGACAUCAAGUAAAUCACAAGGACCUGACACACAGGUUGUUAUGACAGAGCCGGUCCCAGUUCCUGGCUCCCCGGAGGCCGGUCCUGUCCCCCCCACCCCAGCCCGGGUCCCUCCGCCAGCCCCGCCCAGGUGUGUGCCAGGUGAGUGCUCAGGUAUGCGGAGGCGGGGUGGCCCGGCGGGAGCAGGAAGGACGGGGCCGUUGGGAACCCAGUGGAGAGCAGAGAGCCAGCUGGGCCCCUCGUCGCAGCCACUGCCUGGCAGAGCCUGCCCCGCAGGGCACCUCCAGGUGGCAGGAGCCCCCCCAUUCUCCACACCAUGAGCACCACCACAGGCCCAGAAGCUGCCCCCAAACCAAGUGCCAAGUCUAUCUAUGAGCAGAGGAAGCGUUACUCCACUGUGGUUCUGGCAGACGUUUCCCAGUAUCCAGUCAAUCACCUGGUGACGUUCUGCCUGGGCGAGGAGGAUGGCGUGCACACCGUGGAGGACGCUUCGCGGAGGCUGGCGGUCAUGGACAACCAGGGCCGCGUCUGGGCCCAAGAGAUGCUGCUGCGCGUGUCUCCGGACCGUGUCACGCUGCUUGACCCCAUGUCCAAGGAGGAGCUGGAGUCGUACCCGCUGGGUGCCAUCGUGCGCUGCGACGUGGUGACGCUGCCUGGCCGGAGUCGCUCGCUGCUGCUGCUGGUGUGCCAGGAGCCGGAGCGCACGCAGCCCGACGUGCACUUCUUCCAGGGCUUGCGUCUCGGGGCGGAGCUGAUCCGAGAGGACAUCCAGGGGGCUCUACACGACUACCGGUCCGGCCUCGGGGAGCGCAGGCCCGCGGCGCUCAGGGCUACGCAAGAGGAGCUGCAGCGCCGCCCCUCGCCGGCCGCCGAGACCCCUCCCCCGCAGCGCCGCCCGUCAAUCCGCGCGGUCAUCAGCACGGUGGAGGCGGGCCGGGGGCGACCCCAGGCGGAGCCCAUCCCGGAGGCGGAAGAGUCGCUGAGGCCGCGGCCUGGCCUGGCGGGGACCUCAGGCAGCGCUGCCCCGGCCUCCCCUGACCUGGGGCCCCGCGGCCCGGACCUGGCCAGUCUGCAGGCGGAGCGGGAAGUGGACAUCCUGAACCACGUGUUCGACGACGUGGAGAGUUUCGUAUCGAAGCUGCAGAAGUCUGCGGAGGCGGCCCGGGUGCUGGAGCACAGGGAGCGCGGCCGCAGGACCCGGCGCCGGGCGCCUGGGGAGGGUCUCCUGACGCUGCGGGCCAAGCCGCCCUCCGAGGCCGAGUACACGGACGUGCUUCAGAAAAUCAAGUACGCCUUCAGCCUGCUGGCCCGGCUGCGUGGCAACAUCGCCAACCCCUCGUCCCCCGAGCUGCUGCACUUCCUGUUCGGACCCCUGCAGUUGAUUGUGGACACAUCGGGAGGCCCCCAAUUCGCAAGUGGAGUGCGGCGGCCGCACCUGACGUCCGAGGCGGUGGCGCUGCUGCGGGACAACCUCACCCCACGGGAAAAUGCGCUCUGGACCUCUCUGGGGGACGCGUGGACCCGCCCGGGGCUGGAGCUGCCCCCAGAGGAAGGAUCCCCGUACAGCCCUGAGUUCUCCAGCGGCUGGGAGCCCCCGGCCACUGACCCGCAGGGCCGCGCCUGGGGGGACCCAGUCGAGAAACAGCAGCAGCACGAGCGGCGGCGCCGGCAGCAAAGUGCCCCCCAGGUCGCUGUCAAUGGUCACCAAGACCCUGAGCCAGAGGCUGAGUCCCAGCUGGAGCCUGAGGGAAAGUGGGUCCUAUGUAACUAUGACUUCCAGGCCCGCAACGGCAGUGAGCUCUCUGUCCAGCAGCGGGAUGUGUUGGAGGUCCUGGAUGACCAGCGUAAGUGGUGGAAGGUUCGGGACCAGCGAGGGCAGGAGGGAUAUGUACCGUAUAAUAUCCUGACACCCCACCCGGGGCCUCGGGCAAGCCGCAGCCUGGAGAAUAGCACUCCUCCUCCCCCACGGGCCCCGGCUCCUGCCUCCUCUCGCCCCACCUGGGACAGCUGUGAUAGCCUCAACUUGGACCCCCUCGAGAAGGAGAAAUUCUCCCAGAUGCUGUGUGUCAACGAAGAGCUGCAGGCGCGCUUGGCCCAGGGCCGCUCAGGCCCCAGCCGCGCAGCCCCGGGUCCCCGCGUCCCGGAGCCGCAGCUCAGCCCGCACUCGGACGCCUCGGAGGUCCGCGCCUGGCUGCAGGCCAAGGGAUUUAGCGCUGGGACCGUGGACGCGCUGGGCGUGCUGACCGGUGCGCAGCUUUUUUCACUGCAGAAGGAGGAGCUGCGAGCCGUGAGCCCGGAGGAAGGGGCGCGCGUGUACAGCCAGGUCACCGUGCAGCGGGCGCUGCUGGAGGACAAAGAGAAAGUGUCAGAGUUGGAGGCGGUGAUGGAGAAGCAAAAGAAGAAGGUGGAAGGCGACAUGGAAACUGAGGUUAUCUGACCCUUCCCGGCUCCUCUGCUCAGUUUUUCGAGGAAGCCCCGUGGCAGAACGGACUCUGCAGACUGCUGCCACCCAUGGAAGUAGACCCCUCCCGAAGGCCCCAGACCUGUUCCGGUGGAGCCUCCUGAGUGAGCGGACCGGCCGUGAGUGGGAGGGAAGGGCCAUACUCGGGGUCCCCGAGCAUUGGGAUAUGCUGCCCAGUCUAUAAACAGCCUCCUUGUAGCAGACA